ACGCGGGCUUCAUGCCGAUUCUGGGCGCUGCUUGCUUCGAACUGUUGCACGGUGUUUGUUGUGCCUGCUCUAACUAAUAAUGAACAACUUAAGGAUUUGUGAAGUCACUUUUGGAACGUAACUGCAUUUCGCAACUUGUGUUCAAUAGUUUAUAAGGGAACAUUCGAGUUGGAAUAAGAACCGUGGUCUUUCGGCCCUUCUGGAGUAUUGCAUUCAUUAGAUGGACUUCAAAUGAACUGAAGUCAAGCCACAUUUGGCUGUUUCCCUGCUCCAUUCAAAAAAGAUGGCAGACCGCUUUUACAAGUUGGAAGAUGAAGCCUUCCCGAGUUUCCUCUGCAACUCUCUGGACAGCACCAGUGGCCGUGCCACACUGGGGAAUGUGACAUUGGGUUCAGGCCCAGGGCUUCCAGUGGCUGCUUCUACAGUGGCUAAAAUUAACCCAGGAUCUGACAACAGAGAAGACCCUGUUGAGGCGUCAUAUCUGGAGGGCCAAGAGCAGCAGGCCAAGUCCCAGUCCUUUCUUAGGGAACAACCCAUGUUCGCCCUAAGCUUCAAGGAUGACUUGGACAAUGCGGAUGACUUCAUUGCAGCACACCGUCUCUCAGACAUGCUCGUAAAGAUUAAUUUGGAUGAGAGUGCAUCUCAAAAGCAAGCCUCCAUGCUGAGGCUGUGUUCUCCACAGAUGGGCUCAGUGCACAGCCGGCCCACAGAGCUUGAUCUUUCAACGGGGCUCCUGACGUUUGCCCAUUUUGGGCAAAAAGAAAACACAGAUGCAAAGGCUCAGCCUCUACCCGCUACAGCUGACGAGGACAAUGUGCAGCGUGAGGGAGUGGACAGUGGCAGUAACUCCAGCUUCUUGGCAAAUGAGAAGCUCAUGUCCGUGGACAGCAUCAGUAGCGAUAUCACAGAUGAUGACAUAGAUUCCGAAAACCUGCCUGAUGAUGAGCUGGAGCUGUAUUUCAAUAAGCUGGUGCCUCCUGCCAUGCAGCGAGGCAGAGUGGAGGGCCAGGAGAUUCCUGUGACAGGACGGCCAGGUGCUACUGACAACAAUUCAAACCCAUGUUCUACAGAACCAGAACAGUAUAGACACCAGUUUCUCGAUGACUACAAUCAGGAAGACUUUCAGAUGCCUGAUGUGCGUCUUGCUGCUACAGGUAUGGACUCCUGUCCAGCCAGUGAUGAGGACACUGAGGAUGAGCUGGAGUCUGCUAGAAGGAACAGCAAUGCUACCCGGACACGGCUGCUGCCCAGCACUUCAAGACAACUGGUUGGAGAGAGCAAUCGUCCCAGUUUCAGGCCAGGCUUAGAGGGAGGCAGUUCUGAUGAUGAGGCUUCCAGUGGCCGCGGCGGUCCAUCUCUGUCUGGUAUUGAACAGAGACGAUCGGCUGAGGGACAGGUCAUCAACCCUCCAGUCACGGGGGAUGGAGGAGGUGGGGAUGGAAGCAGUGGGAGUGAAGAAAGCGGAAAUGACGGUGGGGUUGCGACCAUCCCUCUCCCGGCGACUGUGGUCCAGACCACCUAUGAUGCCCUGCGUGGGCUGGGGGUUGUGGGGAGUAGUGCUAUUGGUGAGGAAAAUGAUGGCAAGCUGAAUCUGCAAGGACAUAAUAGGAAUAGUCUUUUCAGACAUACCGAGAUGGGGGACCGUGUGGGUCCUGUAGGAAUAGGAGAGGCCAGCUCUUUUUCCGGUGCAUCAAGGGGAACUCAGAGGCUUUCUUCUGUCAACUGGAGCAUGGUCCUAGACAGACAGGAGGCACUGGAUGCCAUGGAGAGCUCACAGUCUAGGCCUGCUGUUGACAGACUGUUGGACUCCGCCUACCUGAGGAGUGGAGCUGCACUCCAGAGACCUCAGGAAUCGGCCAGCCUCACAUUCUCCUACCUUCAAGGCACCCAGGGGAGCUUCCACGUCUCUCAGGUACUGCUUCCUGAAUGCCAUGAUGGGGACAAUGAAGAUGGUGAUGAUGGAGUAGAUGAGCCUGAUGGUGCCAGGCAUUCGUUGGGCUUAAGAGGAGGGCCUUGUGGGAAUGUAAGUGUUGCAGAGGCCUCAGACGGUACCAGUGAGGAUGACAACACUCCCCUUUCAACUUCCCUGGAACCCAAGUAUUUCUCCCAGAGCAUCCACCAGGACACAGAAGAUUCAGAUGAUGGGUGGAAUUAUUGCCCAGACAACCUGGAGCAGGAAUUUAAACAAGGUGCACAUGCCACACAGAGUGUGGUUUACCAGAACGAUGAAGGACAGUGGGUGACUGACCUGGCAUAUUACUCCUCCUUUGAGAAAGAGGUUGAUGGGAAGACUUCAGAGAAUGUUGGCCACUUACAGACUGAGGAAUUUCUUCCUCCCAGUGAUGCUUUGGAAAAGAUGGCUAAGGAUCAAGAGAAAUUUGAGAAAGAGCACCAAUUUAUGCAGGAGGAGAAGAUGGAACCAGCCAGCAGCAACAGCACCUUUAACAGCGACUCCUCUUGGAAGGUUCCCCCCAACAGUAACAUCCUGAUGAGGGCUUCGCAGGUCUCCACAGAGUACAAGCAGGGGGACCAGAGCUACCUGCGACUGACUUUGGGCCAGUUUUUUGGACAGCGCUCUGAAGCCCUUGGCUGUCUUGGCAGUGCUGAUGAUUUGGAUUUUGUUAAACGGCCUUCCUUUGGCUACAUCAUUACCUCUCCAGAGAAAAGGGACCCAUUUCCCCUCAUUCAUCCCUCAGAGUUAUCAGCUACAGGCAACUCUCUAGCUGACACUAUGGAACCCAGUGAAGCAGAUGAGACACUCAACCCAGAAGACCUGGACCAAACUCUUGAGGCACCAGGUGAAAGGAUGUCACUGAAAGAUGAAAUUGCACCGUAUGAACAGGAGGAUCAUACUGUAAGAGCUGCACCUGACCACCAUGAGGGCUCUGGCUCUGAUUCAAGCUUAGGUAACCAAAGCGGUGUGUCCCCUAACAGUAACAACAGCCAAAUGAUGCUGAGUAUCAGCACAAUUGCUUCAGCCAUUGCUGAUGCGUCCAUCAGCACUGACCCAUCGCAGCUGGCUGCCAUGAUAAUGGCGCUCUCCAAGAGAAGUAGGGCGAUGAAUAGACCUGAGAGAGCAGACCAUGUUGGACCUACGGUCAACUUUACAGAGGAACCACACUCAGUGGAACAUAUCCUCCCUGAGCCAGAUCAGAGCAGCCUGCUGGACAUACUGCACAGAAGCACCUGUGUUGGAGAGCUGAGUGCCUUUGACAUGGAGAAAUACCUGAAAAUGACUGAAGUGUCAUACAGCCCUGACGCCUCUGUGGCUCACACCACCUUUGACCUGACUGCCUGGGCUAACAACCUCAGCAGCUCUCAAAGGAACCCUCAGGGGGGGUUUCCUGAGGAACAGGGGAGCUCAGCUCAGCAAGUGGACAGUAAGACUCAACAGAAGCCAACAAUAACAGAAACUGGGGAGAAAGGCCGAGGAGGAGAGACCUCAACAAACACUAGCUUGUCUACAGAGCCAAAUUCAUUAUCUCCCGGUCAUAAGGGUCACUCAAAAAUAAGCUCUAUCCCUCGUCCCCGUACAUCUUUCAGCUCUGCCAGAAGAUCUGAGGGCUCAAGGCAGACUUCAACUCUCACGACUCUGGCAGACAAAAGGACUUCCUCUGGCAGGGACCUUACAGAAAAUGUCAAGCCAGGAGAAUGGAACCAACAGGCCUCCAACAAUAUUAGAUCUUCCUUAGAAACAUCACAAAAGAGUGAAACAGGAUCCUCUUCUACACCUGGAAUGCAAAAUAUCCUACCAGGUUCAUCUAAAGGUUCCUCUUCUCCGCCACAGAGGGUGAAGACUGCAGGCCAGCAGCAGCAGCAGCAGGAGGAGGAGGAGGAGGAGGAGGAGGGACAAAGCAAUUUUCCAGCGAAGAAUAUCAUGGCUGCUCCUCUACCUGGUAGUUCUGUGGAGAAGCAUGUUGGCUUCUCUGGCCAAAACAACCAGCAUCCACUAGACCCUGCACCUGAGCUGCUGAAGGGUUUUGCUGAGCCUUGCGCGGAGGAGACGCAGUAUAACUUCCGACCGUCCACCUCUCCGCUUACUCACUCCUCUCCAAGUCAGACCUCCAUUCCCAAAGCUGAUGGUAUGGUGUCCCCUGAUUCAUCCAGUGGUGGUCUAGCAGGCAGACAUCCAGAUCUUGACCUCUCUCCUCAGUCAACCUGCUCCAGCCCCAGUCUCAGCAGGCUCACAUACAUCUCAAUGAAUGAUGGCACUGUCAUACCUACACCUGACAGGCAAAAGAAUAACUGUACCAUGGCACUGAGCACCACCAUCAUCAGGUUCAGUCCAACUCCACCUCUGGAUCAAGAUGAACAGUCUGCCCAAGAUAUUCUUGGCUUGCCUAAAAGCCUGGACCAGGUGCGACCACAGCAUUCUAAAAGUCUGGACCCACUACCAGCACAGCAGAGUAAAAGCCCAGAGCCCUCACGUAGUGCAUCUGGUCUGAGCUGCACUCGCAGCCAGAGUGAAUGUAACUACCACUUCCCCGGAGACAGACCUGGGGAUCACUCAGCAGGUUACGGGAACCACAAGCACAUCUCUGAGUCCAAUGUAAGACAGCUCACUAAAGUGGACUCAGGCUAUUGCAGUAAUCUGAACAUUCAGCAAACUAACAGCAGUGCACCUCCGAGCUCUCAGUGGGGAGCUGCUAGCUCAAUGGCAUCGUCAGUGUAUGCUGGUAGCCUUGGAAUGCCAUCAUACACAUCAGGGGGACUUCACUAUGUACCCAUCCCCAGCUUUAAGCCCCAGUGUGCUGGCUUGAUUGACCCUCCCCACCAAGGAGAUAUACAGUCCCUUCUCGCUGGACGCUCACUUUUCAACUCGCAGCUGGCUCAGCAGUAUUUGGGACCUGAAGUUCCAUUACAUCCUAGUGCCUAUCAUGUGGGAGCAACAGGACAUGGUCUCUUCAGUGUGUCCUCUACAGGCAUACCCAACACUGAACUAACAGGGAGACACGUCCAUCCCACAUCAGUUCCUCUGGGGAUUCCUGGCUCUGCUGGAACACAUCACCUCAAUAGACCCCAUUACGGCCAGCAGGACGGGGGAAUGAUGGGAAAACCCUUCAGUCAAUAUGGUGUAGAGCCAAUUGGGGCCGGUGGUCUUGAGGAUCUGAGAGGACAAGUGGUGGUGCCAGAAGAACUGCGGUUCCCUCACACCUGCUGUGUAGGCAUCGCUUCACAAACCUCCCUGAGUCUCUUCAACCCCUCGGAGAGAUGGCAGCAAGUAGCAAUUACUGUCACCAGCUUGGCCAUUGAUGGAGAGAAGGUGGAUAGCCUCCCGUUCCAGUGGCUUAUAGUGAAAAACAAGACCAUCAUUGCCCCCAAGAGUACAGAGGAGCAGAAGUUGUUGUUUAUCCCUCCACAGGCUGGUGUCUACCAGUGUGUCUUUAGUGUUUGCUCCUGGCCUGCAUCUGCCGAGACAGAGGUUGCAGCCAGGGCCAACAUCUUUGCUAAAAGAGUUGUUCUGGUUGCUAUAGCAGAGAAUCCUGCGCUAGAGGUUGAAUUAAAUGAAUCAGGCUGUCUGGAUUUUGGAGACCUUUCAGGAGGCAGUGCCAGAUCCCUUCCUCUCAAACUGCUCAACAUGACUCAUGCUACAGUGCCCAUCCGUCUGGUCAUCAGUGCAAACGCUACAGCCUGGAGGUGCUUCACCUUUUCCAAGCACCCUGUUACCAACACAUCUGAGGCGAAACAGCAGGCUGGACACAUGGCCGCAGUGUCCUCUCCCUCGGUGAUGAAUCAUGUGAUGCAUGCCAGCUACGAACAGAAUCCACAGGGCUUUAUGGUCUGGGUUCACUUUAAGGCUCCUCAGAAGUACACAGUUACUUCAGGAGAGCUUGGUCCUGCUGAUGAGUACAAUGGUCGUGUGGACAUUGAAGUGGAUUCUCCUGGUCCUAGUCAUGUGAUCAGGAGUGUUCCCCUCAAGGCCAAAUGUGGAACUGCAAGGGUCCAUGCUCCUAAAGACCUGCAGACUGUCAGUCUGUCUGCUCCACUGGGUAAAUCUAGUCAACAGACGCUGCCAUUAAAGAAUGCUGGAAACAUUGACGUGCAGCUGAAACUCAAGUGCAGUGAUGCUGAGGACAUUUUUUCUGUGACACCUGAUGAACUGUCCCUGAGGAUGGGAGAGGAGCAAGGCAUCGUGGUCUCCUUCAAAGCACAGGGCAGCAGGAAAUAUCAAGAAAGCCUUCUCACCAUCUUGGUGCUGCCAUCAGGUCCUCAGUAUGAGGUAACCCUGAAAGGCGAAGUUGUCCCAGAGGACUCAGGGAAAGCUCCCAGUCCCUCUGCUGAUGUCGUUGUUCUCGCUGUGGCCAAUGAUGUUCCACCAAUUCUCUCUAAUAAACAGUUUGUAGCCUGGGGAGGAGUCACUCUGGGACGAGCUGUGCAACAGAAGCUGGUUCUAAGGAACAAUUCCACCGACGCCACGCAGCAGCUACGGUUGCUUAUCCGUGGUCAAGACCAGGAUUGUUUUCAGCUGCAGAGUAUGUUCAGUCCUGAAGAGCGCCUGACCCGACACGGAGAGCUGUCCAUUCGUCCCAGAGAAGAUGUGACCGUCCACCUGCUCUUUGCUCCCACCAGAGUGGCCUGCAUGUUGGCCAAACUGGAGAUUAAACAGUCUGGAGUCCGGCCUUCACAGCCAGGGGUCAAAUUCACUAUUCCACUGUCGGGCUACGGUGGGACGAGCAACAUCAUUCUGGAGGACCAGAGAAAACAGGCAGACGGCUAUGUGGCAACAUUGACUGACAUCGCUGUCGGUCGUGUCAGUAAAGUGUGUAUUUGCGUGAGGAACACUGGCUCCAGAGCAGCUUUCAUCAAAGCUGUGGCCUUCUCAGAUGUGCAGACACGAUCAGUUAUGGAACCCCCUCUCAUCAGCAUCGCCCCGUCACAGUUUGUGCUUAAGGAAAGGACACAAGAGGUGAUAACUGUACUAAUAAAGUCCACUCAAAGAGAACAAGCCCUAUGUCAGUCGGCCAAUGCAAUGCUGGCUACCGUCUGCCUGUUUUGUGGAGAUGAGGUCUCCAGGCAGCAGUACAGGAGAUUGCUUCAGAGCAAACCGGAGGCUGUGAAGAAGGCUCUGUCUGAAAACAGUCUGCUGAAAAACAUCAAUUUCUAUGAAACGUUUUUGGGAGAAGAAAACCUUACAGAGGUCUACGACCUGCCUCAGCGGCCCAAUGAAGCUCACAUUUUCUAUGGAAAUAUGAGUAAGGUAGUGGUGUCGUUGGUUGGAAGUACGAACAGUGAGCUGCUGCCCGCUGAUAAACACAGAGCAGAGACAGACAGUGCUUUGACAAAUGGCAAUGUGUCUCUGGACGUGCUGCCAGUGAAAGGUCCCCAAGGUCCAGCACUGAGAGUGGCAGAGCCAACCUUAAAGAGUGUCCCUCCACAGGCUUCAGAGCCAUUACACAGGCGGUCUGAGUCCUGGACCCUCCACCCAGAACAACUUGUCCUUGCAGCUCCCACCAUCAAUGGUGCGGCCUCCACUAGUCAGGUUCAGAUCCGGAACAAUACUUCCAGAGAGCUGAGCUUCGAUCUGUCCUGGCCCGCUCACUGCCUCACCAUCACCCCUCAGCAUGGAGUUAUUGAGCCUCAGUGCCACCUACAGAUUUUGAUCAGCCCCAACCCCUCACUAGCAACUAAAUCUACCCUGCUGCCAUGGAGUGGACAGAUUUAUGUCCAGUGCGACAGUCAGCAGAAGUUGAUUAAGGUCCAGAUUCGUGGGGACCUGGCUUUGGAUGUGUCCGCAGCCCCAGCAGACUCCACUCUGUCAGCCCUGCCUGCUCAGGCUGCCACUCCAGUGCUGACUGUGCCCAGACUCACUGUCCAGCCGUCACUACCCCAGCACACCCCACAGGCUCCUCUAGCCCUGCUGGAGAUCAGCAACAAGACCAUCAUGUUCCCCAGCACUCCUUCAGGGGAAACAUCAGAGGCCCAGCUGGAGGUGCAGAAUGGGAAAGUGGAAGUGAGGUGGUACCUGUCAUCAUUUGCUCCUCCAUAUGUCAAGGGGGUUGACAACACAGGAGAUGUUUACCGGGCCACUUACACUGCCUUUAGAUGCUCCGGGGCCUCAGGCACUCUGGGGGCCCAUGAGAAGAUGCAGGUGCCUAUUACUUUUCUGCCCAGGGACAGAGGGGACUACGUCCAGUUCUGGGACUUGGAGUGCCACCCUGUGUCUGAGCCUCAGCAGAAAACCAGAAUCCGCUUCCAACUCUGUGGCACUGGAGUAAAGUCUGGAACAGUGGCAGGACCACAGGAAGGAGACUGCUCUCUGGUGAAGACGGAGGCCACAGUGAAGAGCAGGAAGAGAGCUGAGGCCUCUGCAGGCAAAACCAGUGAGGAGGAGGCCGUGCGGAGGGGUGUGUAUUCUCAACAGGAUCUGUACACCUUCCCAGUGACACGGGUGGGUGAGUCCAGCACUCUGAAGGUCAACAUCCGCAACAACUCAUCCGACACACAUGAGCUGAAAUUUGUAAACCCUAUGGAACCCUUCCACAUCAAGCAUUCCAAAUAUUCUCUGAGAUCACAACACUAUCUGAAGCUACCUGUCCAGUUCAAGCCCAGUACUGCAGGCACAGAGGCUGGUGUGCUGCUCAUCCAGUCAGAAACAAGUGGAAGGCUUGUGAUACAGCUGACCGGUGAGGCAUCGCCUUGAACCUAUGACACUUCCUCAUGCUGGCUGGCUGGAUUUGGAGGGAUGCUCUUCCCUGUACUCUUCAUCAUGGGACAAACAAGAGGGAACCAGAGGAAAAUAACUACAAAUAAAGCAACCAUAGACUUAAACCUGUCCCCAUCAUCAUAUUUUGAGGUUAGCUAUAUGGCUCCUCUGAUGUAUUUGGGAAUAUUUGCUGAUGAACUGGAGAUGACUGAGCCUCUGCUGCCAACACAGAGCCUUCUGCCUCAGAAUGUGGCACAGGUGUCCUCAGCUCGGUGUCCUCCUCGGCCCAUGAACAAUGAUGAGGUCUGAAGCUGAAUGAUUUGGCCUGACUGGCUCACAAUUAGUCUGCACAACUAUGACAUUUCACAAUGCGAAUGAUGGUUGUCCCUUCACUGUGGAUCUGGUAUUUGCCUCAUCACCGAGUCAUAUCAUAAGUCAGCCCCCCGUUAGACAUUACUGGUUGCGAUACGUUAGGCACUACUUGGAGUUGUUUACACAGGAAUGUUUUUGUCUCUGAUUUGAUUCUUUUAAUUUGCAAUGUUGCACAGUAUUAAUGUGAAAAAGGGGCUAAAUUAAUUUCUUGUAACCUUGUGAUAGUAAGACUACUGGGAUUUAUGAAUUCUGCUUUUUCAAAAAUGUCAAAUGUAAGUCUGUCUACAUUGCACUAAAUGUUCCUGUUCUUCUAUAAUGGUGUGGUUUCUAUGGAGAUGGCUUCUCAUCCUGUGGAGGCCACCUGCACAGUGGCCUUCAUCAGCCCCAUGUGUUGACUUCCCAGCAUCUUCCAAGACUCCUUCCGAACAGUCCAGAUGUAUUUAAUUUGGACCUGAUCAGUGACGCUCACAGCAAUUUUCGAAUGGUUAAUGAUUGUUAUUACAUGCUAACAGAGUUUCAUCUGGCGGGGGGUUUUGUUUGGCAGCUUGCCAGGCCUGCUUAGGUUGGUUACCAUGGCAAAACAGUGUUAAUCACAGUUCCAGUCACAGAACAUUACAUCCCAAUUUCCUCUUAUGGCUCUGGGGCAAAUGUUAAAAAUUGCCUGGGGUAUUGGAUACACAUCCAUUGUUGAUUUUGGAGCUCGAAUGGCUAGACAUUUCAUCUUCAUGAGUUGUCAACCUUUGACAUGCCUCGCACUGUCAACCCUAAGGAAGUGAAUAACACUAGAGAUGAGCAUUAUUUCCCUGCUAGUAGACCUUUCAAGUCUUCUUAUGAAGGCAGAAUAUUUUCAAAGGCAGCUCUCAACAUCCCCUGACAACAACCCUGAAACAUUUAGAUUUACAAUUUGCACAUGCAUUAAAUAUAAUAUAAUGUAAUAUAUUGUAUGUUCACAUUUUGAAUAAAGUUUUGUCUU
This is a messenger RNA of Trematomus bernacchii (emerald rockcod), 9989 nucleotides long. RefSeq names its product centrosomal protein 192 (gene cep192). Bases 284 to 8641 code for a protein of 2785 amino acids. Gene Ontology annotation, molecular function: protein kinase binding. Gene Ontology annotation, biological process: centrosome duplication; centrosome-templated microtubule nucleation; centriole replication. Gene Ontology annotation, cellular component: cytoplasm; pericentriolar material; centriole. Lineage: Eukaryota; Metazoa; Chordata; Actinopteri; Perciformes; Nototheniidae. The transcript has 52 exons. The record is from RefSeq and is a predicted model, not a curated record.